GCACAUACUCAAAGUUCAAACUUCAUUUCCUUCAUAUAUAUAUAUUUUAUUUCCUCUAUUCAAUUUCACUUCAAAACCACAACCACAUAUACAUAGCUCAUUUUGCAAACUCCAUCAUUCUUUCAUCUCCCAAUAUCACCCACAAAAACAAAAACAAUAAAUGUACGGAAACGACCACAUACCCGUUCACCAUGUCCCAGGUUCACGCCCGGGACCACACCCAACACCGAAGCCCAUAAAGCGCCAUCAUUCCACCAAAUACUACCUCCAACGGGUUCAAGAUAGCCUCACAACCCGUGCUACAAAAAUGGUAUGCACUGUUUUCUUGAGCCUUCUUGCAAUCAUUGGACUCAUCACCUUCAUCGUUUGGCUCAGCCUCCGUCCACAUCGGCCUAGGUUUUUUAUGCGUGAAUUCACCUUAACGGGUCUGGCACAACAAACUGGGUUCGGAAAUGCCCAAAUAGCCUACAAAGUAGACGCCCGAAAUUCCAACCAGAAUAUCGGAGUUUACUACGAAGCUAUGGAAGGGUCACUUUAUUACAGAAAUAAUGUAAUCGGGUCGAUGCAUAUACCUUUUCCAUCUUAUCAAGGGCCAAAAAACACCACAAAAGUGAACGGUGUUUUCAAUGGGGCCACAUUGACCGUUAAUAGUCAAGGUUGGUCAGAAAUCCAGAAUGAUGGGGCUGAUGGUACGGUGAUGUUUAUUUUGGAAUUGACUACUGUGAUUAAAUUUAAGAUAUCCUCAUGGGAAAGCCAGCGCCACAGGAUGCACGCAACCUGUGAUGCGGGUGUGGGAUCUAAUGGCACCCUCUUAUCUAUUUACAAAGAUAAGAGGUGCACGGUUGACUUCGCUUAAGGAGACUGUUGUGUGUUUCCAUGUCACACACAAAAGAGCUUGAAAUUUCACUAAUUUGUCUUUGUAAUUGAUUAAUUUCCUUUUCUUUAUCUAUCGAAACUUUUUUCCUUACCAUCCAA
Messenger RNA from Medicago truncatula (barrel medic), 975 nucleotides. RefSeq names its product NDR1/HIN1-like protein 26. The record is from RefSeq and is a predicted model, not a curated record. Gene Ontology annotation, cellular component: plasma membrane; plasmodesma. Lineage: Eukaryota; Viridiplantae; Streptophyta; Magnoliopsida; Fabales; Fabaceae. The transcript has a single exon. The coding region runs from base 161 to 856 and encodes 231 amino acids. Gene Ontology annotation, biological process: defense response to other organism.